Vollenhovia emeryi is the source of this 2253-nucleotide messenger RNA. It is a transcript of the gene B9d1, whose product is annotated as B9 domain-containing protein 1. Gene Ontology annotation, cellular component: MKS complex. The record is from RefSeq and is a predicted model, not a curated record. The transcript is spliced from 6 exons. Bases 1507 to 2124 code for a protein of 205 amino acids. NCBI's taxonomy places the organism in Eukaryota, Metazoa, Arthropoda, Insecta, Hymenoptera, Formicidae. Gene Ontology annotation, biological process: cilium assembly.
CGCGUUCAAGUGAAAAAUUGAUUUGAAACGUAUUUUGAAAAAAGUAUGAGCUCUCGGGGUGAUUCUUUUGUUAUAGCAUAGUUAUUUUUUAAAAAUCCCGACCAUUCUUUCACAGGCUCAAUUAGUAUUGCACGUUACUGUAUUCCUAUUUAGGUUCUGUUUGUUUUAUUUGCUUCAUGUUCAGUUUUGCGAUCCGUCUAUUUUCUUGUUCUAUUUACUGUGUUUCUGGUUUACGAUCUCUCUCUCUCUCUCUCUCUCUCUCUCUCUCUCUCUCUCUCUCUCCCUCUCCUCUCUCUCUGUCUCUCUCGUUUUGUUUUUAUUUAUUACAGCCAUCAUUGAAGCUGCCUUGGCGUUGUACUUUUUGCGCGUAUAUUUUUUUUAUUCAUCUUUUUACAUUUAUUUUUAUUAUGAGAUAAGAUAAUCUUAUGCAUAUAAUGCGCAGCUAUUAUUUUACAAAGUUAUUAUUUUAUUAUUAAUUAAAAAUAUCGGUUAAGCUAAAAAUAAGACAGAUAGGAAACGGUAUUUUUACAAGGCUUCAAUCAAGAUUAUUAUGCAAUAAGCAGUUAGGUCGAAGAUUCAUUUAAUAUAAUGCGUCCUAAUAUCAAGGAUAAAGAUUCAUUCAACGUUGAAGGAAAAGUCUGAAAUUUCCAGAAAAGGGGACAGGAAUUGAGAUACGAAUCCGUGAUCGAGAAAGAGAUAAAAGUAAGUCCUAUCGAUUUCGGAAUAAAGUUAAGAAGCUACUUUCUAUCCUUAAGUUGUAACAGCGCCAUGGAAGAUCUAAGAUUAUAUUAAAGAUAUAAUGCUAUACGAGGCAGUGGGUCACAUAGUAGGAGGGCCAAAUUCACAAAAUUCGAGGACAACUUACGAUUGGCUAUCUCUUCAAUAUUACUCGAAACGUAGAAGAAGUUAUUGGUUCUACGGAGAAGCGCAAUCUAUCUUACAGAACAAAAUUACUAAUUUAUUUGUCCGUGUCAAAUAUUGUCUCAGUUCUUCCUCCCCGUUUUUAAUAUGUAUUAAUGUGCAAUUUAUUUGGACUGUAAAUAUAAAAGUUAUAACAGUUAUAUUAAAAGUACAAAAACUCUAUGUAUGGUUUAAAAUAUAUAAAAGUUAUUUACGCAGAUAUAAGUCAAAAAGGGACUUCUUUAAAAAUUGUAAUUAUCUUUUAUUUGUACACGAAUGGUAGAGAAAUGAACAGGUCGCAUUUUUAUGUAAGGUAAAGAGAUCCGCGAGCAUAAAAAAUUUGCGCGCUACUAUUAUAUAAGGUGAUUUGUUAGAUAAUUUCGAGAACAUUGAUAGUCUAGAAAUUUCACAACAGCGUCACGUGACAUAACGCACGCAACGGUGCGUUACCGUAAUACACAUGCGUCAUUACCAUGGCGACAACCUGCAGUUCGACGCUGUAAACAGAGGGUCAAGGGUCUGGACUGUUUCGCAAACCGCGAUUUACUUGAGUAUUGUUGACCGAAGGCUCGAAAUAGAGGUUAACACUUUUUUUUUUCAACGAGCAUGUCAGUGGAAGGACAAUUUUUCCUCUCCGUUACCGGCUCCAUCGAGCAUGCAGAGUUCUACGACGUCAAUAACGCUUAUUGCAAGUACAGCUUUCAUUUCGGGCCAGACUGGAGCGUCGUUGCGGGAAUCGAAGAGGGACUGACGCAGAUGUGCAAAUGCAGCAACGAUCCGAGAAAUCUCGCCGUUUGGAAUUUUCCCUUGGACAUUACGUUCAAGAGUACAAGUCCACACGGAUGGCCACAGCUCAUCAUGUCGAUUUACGGCUUGGAUCUUUUCGGUCGUGACAUCAUCAGAGGAUACGGAGUGUGUCAUUUGCCUCUGAAAACUGGGCGUCACGAGAAAAGGGAAGGAGAUCUGCGGGAACGUCGGAUGAUAUGUGCGUUGCGGAAUCGGGUGCCGAUCUACGUACCGGAAUCGUCGUCCAUGCUGCAGCAUUUCGUCGAGUGGUUAACUGGCAGAAGACCGGAAUUAAUUGAUCCCACCAUACUGGCAUCCGGCGGCGGCAGAGAACUCACACGCAUGAGGGUUGAGGGAGUCGUUACCGUAACGUUCAACGUCGUUUUAAAGGAUUUGUUCAAGCUGGGUUACGACAACGGCGAGAAAUGGAAGAAAUGAUAACGCGACCGUAAACUCUCUUAGCCUGAAGAGGAUUACCUCGCCGAGGGGAUUAUCUUAUCAAAGAGCAAUACAAAAUCCCGUUUUAAAUAAUAUUUUGACGAAUAAACGAGGUGUGAUUUUUCCGCA